AUGAUAGAAAACAACUGGCCUGCUAUCUAUACUGACGGUAGUAAAAUCGCAGGAAAGGUUGGGGCCGCUGUAAGCUGCUGGGAAAAUGGAAGGGAAACCCACAAGGUAAAAAUAAAAUUAGGUAAUCACUGCAGCGUUUUCCAGGCGGAACUAGUUGCAAUAUUGAAGGCACUCAGUAUCAUAAAAAGCAAACGGGGAUUUAGUAAGUCUAAUAUACUGAGUGACUCUCGGUCGGCCCUGGAAAGCCUUUCAAAUCCUAGCACUCUUAAUCCUCUGGUAGCUGAAAUUCUAGAAGAUAUAGAGGAAAUACGUAACAACCAAGGUGAGGUGAAGUUCUUCUGGAUUAAAGCUCAUUGUGGAAUCCCAGGGAAUGAAAGAGCUGACGAAUUGGCGAAAUUAGCAGCGCAGACGUCUAAGCAAGCGCCAACUUACGACUGUUUCCCACUGUCCUUUGCAAAGCGUCUAAUCAGGGACAACUCAAUUAUAAGGUGGCAAGAAAGGUACAGCACAUCCAACACAGGGUCUACGACAAGAAAAUUCUUUCCUUGUAUAAAAGAAGCAUAUAAAACUAUGUGUAAAGUAAAAAUGAACAAUUUCAUUUCACAAAUUCUGACAGUUCACGGAGGCUUUAAAUCAUACCUGUUUAGAUUUAAGUUGUCACAAAGCCCCUACUGUAGCUGUGAUAAUCAAACAUUGCAAACAAUAGAGCAUAUCCUUUUAGACUGUCCGAAAUUCGCUUAUGCAAGACUUUCAUGCGAGCAAAGUAUGGGCUUUGCGCUAAAAGAGGAAACCUUAUGUAAAGCUAUUAACAACAAUGACAGUCGAUUUCACUUUCUAAAAUUCGCAAAACAAAGCACUGAAAUUAUUCUCAAAGAGAAUAAUUCAAAACACAAAUAA
Molecule: messenger RNA, 897 nt
Organism: Parnassius mnemosyne (clouded apollo)
Lineage: Eukaryota; Metazoa; Arthropoda; Insecta; Lepidoptera; Papilionidae
Source: the annotation of a GenBank genome assembly